This is a messenger RNA of Colletotrichum paranaense, 969 nucleotides long. RefSeq lists its product as uncharacterized. The record is from RefSeq and is a predicted model, not a curated record. The transcript is spliced from 5 exons. NCBI's taxonomy places the organism in Eukaryota, Fungi, Ascomycota, Sordariomycetes, Glomerellales, Glomerellaceae. The annotation marks the transcript as partial.
UGGUCGCGAUUUGAGGGGAUAGACGUCAGUGAUCCUCAUAAGUACUCAGAGGCUAUCCUGAAAAGCCCGCAUCUAGAGGCUAUCCGGGAAGACUGGAGAAAGAAACUCGAUGCCCCAUUCUACGGCGUCACAAACGAUGGGAAAAGGAGAGAAGGCCUGUAUCAAAUUCGAGAUGAAGGCGCGCCAACGAAACAGAUGUCCGUCCGAAAAAGCAGAUACAGUCUACGACUUGGAUUCGGAUACAUGAUAAUGCUUGCAUUCAGUUUCACGUUAUUCGGUGAGCCCUCAGAAACAGAGCCCUGGGGUUACAUGUUGUUUGGCCAUCAUCUAUGCUUGAACGUUUUCAUCGCUCGCCAGCAAAUGGUGAUAGGACCAGUCUUUAUCGGCGCUGAGCCAAACGUGGUGCGGAAGAUCAUUGACGAAGGCCUCGACAAGGGUCUCACGCUGUGCGCCAACGAGGGCCAGCUGGGCCUACAGCUGAUGCAGUCUUUACCUCCGAUACUGCAACAGAAAGCUCAAAUAUACCCUACAAUGAAAGAUCCUGCAAUGCCAGAAGGUCGGUGGAACCCAGCCGACCAGAGACACAUGGCCGGAGCCUUCCAAGACAACCGCGUGAUUCCUUACGAAGGCAUCAUUGUCACCGAUAUGUCCGAAGAGCAGCAAAUACUCAUCAUGGCUAUUGUGCAUGAGUUCUUGGCCCUAUGGCCUGCUGAGCCACUCCGACACCGUUUGAAGCAGAUACUCAAGCACCUCAACGAAACGCAUUUUUGUUGGAUUGGCGGGUUCGGAGAAGAUGACCCUUUCUAUUACCGUAUUCAGAGUCCGGUGGCACUCUUUGAGUUUGACCACCACUCGGGGGUCUUCCUGACCAACAAAGAGCCCGCCAAGUAUCACAUCCACACGAUCCAGAGACUUCCGAAUGGCAAUGACUACGGGAGGGCACUGCGGGAACUGCUCCGACCUCGAUAG